GUCCGUGCAUGUGUGCAAGUGUGUGUGUGUGUGUGUGUGUGUGUGUGUGUGUGUGUGUGUGUGUGUGUGUGUGUGUUAAUAGGUAGGACGAAAAAAAGACGAACGAAGAAUCAUUAUUAAGCGGUUCCGCCGUUCCAGUAUCAGAGAAGUGAGAUCCGCACAUCUGACCUAACGACUUAUUCAAGACUUGGCCAGCACGUGAAUAAUUAACAAUGCCCAAAUUUACUCUUUAGAUCCAGCGGAGUUUGUCCAGCUUGGGAGAGGAGAACCGGACGAUUGUUCAGAAAUACCUGAGGGAAAUGAAACUACGCAAGAAAUACCACAACGAGUUGGUGCAACUUAGAGGAAACAUCCGGGUGUUCUGCCGAGUCCGGCCUCGGAUCAGAGAGGACGGAGAUGAGGAGGGUGACCUUGUUGUGACCCCUGACAUCGAUGAUGACUCUUUGCUCAAGGUCAACAACACAAAGGGCAGAGAUCAACAAUAUGACCUCGACAAAGUCUUUGGUCUGAGUAGCACCCAGGCACAGAUAUUUGAGGAAGUGUCGUCUCUGGUCCGCUCUGCAAUAGACGGCUACAACGUCUGUAUCUUUGCUUACGGUCAGACUGGCUCGGGAAAAACCUACACCAUGGAG
Messenger RNA from Aplysia californica (California sea hare), 632 nucleotides. RefSeq names its product kinesin-like protein KIFC3. Gene Ontology annotation, molecular function: microtubule motor activity; ATP binding; microtubule binding. The record is from RefSeq and is a predicted model, not a curated record. NCBI's taxonomy places the organism in Eukaryota, Metazoa, Mollusca, Gastropoda, Aplysiida, Aplysiidae. Gene Ontology annotation, biological process: microtubule-based movement.